CUUGACAGCCGUACACUCAAAUGAGAGCUACAAGUUUAAAAGAAAUGUUGCUGAUAACCUUUCUUUCUCUGGUGUGCUGUAGCCUCGCUUUUGACACUUGCAUUGGAGCAAACAAACACAAGAUUCUACAAGUUCCUUAUCAAAUAGAAGCUAAUGUUGGGGAAAAUGCUGUCAUCAAUUGCACUGUCCGUCAGCCUGGAACAAAUGGAACCAAUGUGAGGAAACGUUUCGAGAAAAUAAUUUUCAUUGGGCCGAACGGCAGUUAUAAACUUCCAAAAUACAAUGAUCGUUUAUCAUGUUCUGGAAAUAAUUCACACUUCAGUAUAACAUUAAAGAAUCUCACAGUAAAUGACUCUGACAUUUAUCUAUGUGAUACAUUCGUGAUAAAUUCUGAAAUCUGCGCCCAUGGAACUUUACUGAUUGUGCGCCCACCAGUCGGAAAUGUAAUACAUGAAGAUAAAAGUACAACCAAAGAGGCAGAAACCUGCACAAAAAACACAUUUGCUCCUACUCCAUAUAUCGUCACAAUAUCAGCUAUGCUCGUUCUCUUUGUGGCUGUUUUUGUAUAUAUGAAACUCAAAAAAUCUAAAGAAAAACAAAACUUCAAUCAGAACACGUAUGUGGACAUGAGACAAACCCUGCGUCGGAACACAAUGGGAAAUUCUUUCAUCAAUAACCGAACUGAAAACGAAGCUGUCCACAUGUAAUUUCAGGUGUCUUAUUACAAAAGCUGAUCUAAAACAGCCAUGGGCUCGUGAGGAACAUGGUUGCAUCUAGCCCAUGCAGUAACAUCUCAAAUUGUUAUGCCACAAGGUGCUACCAUCAAUGGUGAUGCAGCUAGCAUUAUCUUCAUCAGUUAUUAGCCAAUUACAUGACCAUAAGCAACUCUACUUAUUAUCGGAUUUGCUUAACCACUUAAAGACUGAGCUAAUUUUUGUUUUUUGCACUUUUUGUUUUUUCCUUCCCAAUUUCCAAAAGCCGUAACUUUUUAUGUUUUCCGUUCAGGGUUGUUGUUUUUUUUUUUUUUGUUUUUUUGUGGGACGUUAUAUUUUUUUAUGCCACUAUUUAACUUCCUAUCGCAUGGAUUGUGGGGUGAAAUGAAAUUUUUUUUGGGGAGUUUUGUUUUAUACAGUGUUGACUGUGCGCUAAAAAAGACACAAUGACCUUAUUUUGCAUGUAUGUAUGACAAUACUAAAUUACAUUUUUUGUUAUGUUUU
This is a messenger RNA of Bufo bufo (common toad), 1217 nucleotides long. RefSeq lists its product as uncharacterized. Gene Ontology annotation, molecular function: signaling receptor activity. The record is from RefSeq and is a predicted model, not a curated record. Lineage: Eukaryota; Metazoa; Chordata; Amphibia; Anura; Bufonidae. Gene Ontology annotation, biological process: adaptive immune response. The transcript has 4 exons. Gene Ontology annotation, cellular component: membrane. The coding region runs from base 21 to 707 and encodes 228 amino acids.